AUGGUACUGGAAACAUUCCUCAAAGAGUUUGGUCUAUAUCUACAUGAUAGCAUCGCGCAGAUGUUGCAGAUUUGUCAGCUACACAUCCAUGAUACGAAUUUCCGCUACAUCCCAAAGAUGCUUUUAUGGCUUGAGAUCUGGUCCCGCACGGAUGUGGUGUGCUGUGUUGUUUUUUUCAUCUUCAUCUUCGGAUACAUGUUACUGGGAUUUAUUGCCUGGUUCAGCAGCGAUCCCAAGAAGAUUGCAUAUCCAACAGACAGCUACGGGAAGAUCUGUGGUGAGAAGGAAAAUAUGAACAAAACAUUUUUGUACUACAUGAACAUGUUAAAAUGUGUUAGCAUCGAAACAGUGUUUAACUUCGAGUGUCCUACAGUCCGUCUCUGUGUCGAGAAGUGCCCUGUCAAAUAUGAAAAACUUUCAGAAGCCAAGAAGGAUCCAGAGAAAUGGAAGAUUUACAAGCAAUACUGCAAACCAGAAACUGACGAGAACAACCCGACAACCCCACAACAGAAAACGCUUUUAGAAACUGGGCAGAUCUCAUCCACCCCAGAGGCUUCCCCACCGAGGAACUUUUUAACCAUCUUAGUUACCUCAACACCAGAUAUAGGAGAACCUGCCUCAGAGUCCCUGUGCUCUGCCUCCUCAUGUGAGGGCGUGUCAGUGGAGUUGAGGAAGUCUACAAAGAAUUCGGCAAACCGACUCACAUUCCGAGUCGAGAUCGCCAGCUCCCCAUCUCCACUUUACAGAGAGUUGGUGGUGCACUGCAUUCCCCUCCUGAGACCCCAGAUGGUGGACCAAACCACUAGACCAGCAUGCCGCUUGGCCAGCCCGUACCCAUCAACUAUCUCUGGAGUCCUGCAGGCCAAAAAGUCCCAGUACGACUACGUUUUCAUCAGCUUGACGGCAUCCCUUACUGCUGUAUACGACCCUCAUUGCAAAGGACGACUGCCCAGCGAAUCUCUUUCCAAGCAGACCUUGAAUGGCACCACAGUUUCUGAAAAUUUUACUUCGAAUUUCGUUGAGGAUUUAGCGCUUUCCUGGAAAUGGAUUCUGUUAUGUCUUAUAUUUGCCUUGCUGGUCAGCCUGUUUUUUAUCCUGAUGCUGCGCUUCAUUGCUGGUGUGCUGGUGUGGGUCUUCAUCAUUGCUGCCCUUGGUUCUAUCGGCUAUGGUAUCAUCUACUGCACUUUGAAGUACAAAAAUCUUUCUGAGACGGAGGGUGGAGACAUCACCAUCUCACAAAUAGGCUUCCAGACAGAUGCUAAUGUUUACCUGGACCUCAGCGAGACGUGGUUAAUUUUCUUGAGUGUGCUGUCUGUGAUCGAGGGCAUACUUUUGAUUGUGCUGAUUUUCCUGAGGGAGCGACUGGCAAUCGCCAUUGUGCUGCUGAAAGAAUCAAGUAGGGCCAUCGGUUACGUCAUGUCUGCUCUCAUCUUCCCCAUCUUCACCUUCUUGCUGUUGAGCAUAUCCAUCGCCUAUGGAGCUGUCGUAGCAAUCUGUUUAUCUACAACUGGGGUCCCCAUCUACAAGAUUUUGCCUAAAGAUGGUUGCGUGUUAGAGAAUGAUGCGUGCGAUCCAAAGACAUUUAAUGAAUCAACCAUGACCGGCAAGUGCAGUGGCUCCAAGUGCUUUUUCUCUCACUACGGUGGCGAGAACUUCUUCCAACGCUACACGCUUGUCUUCCAACUCUGCAAUGUGUUUAUGUUACUGUGGCUGGUCAACUUCAUCAUCGCGCUCGGCCAGUGCACUAUGGCUGGAGCCUUUGCUUCCUACUACUGGGCACUGAGGAAGCCCAAAGACAUCCCUCCUUGCCCGAUCGUCUCGUCUUUCAACAGAGCCAUAUAUUACCACACAGGCUCGCUGGCCUUGGGUGCCCUCAUCCUCUCUGUGGUCCAGAUGAUCCGCUUAGUUCUCGAGUACCUGGAUAAAAAACUGAAGGGUUCCCAAACGGCUUUUGCUCGCUUCAUGAUGAGCUGCCUCAAAUAUUGUUUCUGGUGCCUGGAACGUUUUCUCAAGUUCCUCAACAGAAACGCAUACAUCAUGAUAGCAAUAUAUGGAAAAAGCUUUUGCACCUCCUCCAAGGAUGCAUUCUUCCUCUUGUUGAGGAACGUUAUUCGGGUGGCUGUUCUUGACAAAGUGACAGAAUUUGUAUUAUUUCUUGGAAAACUGCUCGUUACAGGAAGUAUUAGUGCACUUGCAUAUUUCUUCUUCUCCAAUCAAAUACCCCUUGGCAAAAUCAAGGUGCCCGUCUUAUACACUUACUGGGUCCCUGUGGUGGUGGUGGCAUUGGGAUCAUUCGUAAUUUCGAGUGGCUUUUUUAGUGUUUACUCCAUGUGCGUGGACACAUUGUUCCUGUGCUUUUGCGAAGACCUAGAGAGGAACGACGGAUCUGCCUCCAGGCCCUACUACAUGUCUCCGGAGCUGCGCAAAAUCUUGCACAAAGAGAAUGAGGUGGAGAUGUAUGAGUCCGUGUACGAGUCCGUGUAUGAGUCCAAGCAAGAGUCCAUGUACGAGUCUGAGUCAGAGUCCAAGUCAAAACAAACUGAUCAAUGA
Molecule: messenger RNA, 2550 nt
Organism: Nerophis lumbriciformis (worm pipefish)
Lineage: Eukaryota; Metazoa; Chordata; Actinopteri; Syngnathiformes; Syngnathidae
Source: RefSeq, a predicted model, not a curated record